GAACAUCAGGUAUCAUCACACAACAGCGUCUGAAAAACACUCCGCACUUUCAAAAAAGAUAACGAUCACUUGUUAUUCAUCAUCACAUAUAGAAGAAUAAAAGUAUUGUUAUCUACCUAUCAAAUAUUCUCCCUUUCAGUUACAUUAGUUUAAAACUGCCACAAUUAAAAUGGAUAUUGGACAAAUUUUACCGGGAACCUCCCCUCCUAACUAUCAUCAAGAUCAAAACAACUUGAAUCAAUUGCAAAAUAAUUCAAAUAAUAGUAAUAAUAUUCAUAAUAUUCAUAAUAGUAAUAGUAAUAAUAAUACUACUCCUAUUACAGAGCCAGUUAAGAGAAUUUAUAGCUCUAAAUCAAAAACUAUUCAUGUCGAAUCAAAUAGUAAUCAUCAUCAGAACACUAAUGGUUUAAAUAAUAGUCAUCAAAUGCCAAAACAAAUUGUUAUGAGUAGUGGCGGAGUAUUUCCAAUUCAUAAACAGCCAAACUAUUUCUUUCCACCAUUUCCAUCUCCAAAUAGUAAUGGAAAUGCACAUAGUACUGCAUUUAUUAUUCCACCAUUUCCAUCACCAAACAGUUCAUCAACUUCCAAUACUUUAUUGAACACAAAUAUGAAUCAACAAGUUGAUAUAUUGAUGAAUCAAAGUGGUUAUUCUACCAGCUCUUCAAGUCCUAAUAGUGCUAAUUGUGUUACUCCGCAACUUGAUUUGGACAAGUCAAAUAUUGAUUCAGUUCCAAUUAAGAAGAGACAAAAGAAAUCAGCAAAUACCACUACUAGCACUCUUCAAGAUAUUUCAAAUCAAAUUGUAACAACUGAUGAAGAGAAUGUUCCAUCCUCCAAUAUGGAAAAGAAGAGACAAAGAAAGGACCCUGAUGAUAGACAAAAAGAAAAGAAGGAAAGAAGAUUGAUUAGAAAUAGACAAUCUGCACAAGCUUCUAGAGAACGUAAGAAACUCUACAUUCAAACCUUGGAAGAAAAAGUUGCCAAUCUCGAACAACGAAUUAAAUUAUUGGAAGAGGAAAAUGCACUUUUGAGAAGACAACAAGUGGUCUAACAUAUCUUUAUGAAAGAUAUUGAGCAAUAGAAAAUAUAUCAUUCUCAGAUAGCAGAUAGUACUUAUCUGAUGAAUCAUUGCUCAUUAAUUGAGAUUGUCCUUCCAAAAUUUUAAGGACACCUCAAUAGGAAAGAUCUCUCUUUCAAAGAAAAAAUACUCAAGUUUAUGGAAUAUUUCAUUCACUUUGAGUAGUAGUUAUCCACAACAAAUUCUUCAUACCUUGUAAAUACACAAAAUAUUGAUACAAAUUAUUGAGAAAUAAAAAAUCAAAUC
Messenger RNA from Naegleria gruberi, 1324 nucleotides. RefSeq lists its product as uncharacterized. Lineage: Eukaryota; Heterolobosea; Eutetramitea; Acrasida; Naegleriidae. The record is from RefSeq and is a predicted model, not a curated record. Bases 170 to 1051 code for a protein of 293 amino acids. Gene Ontology annotation, biological process: regulation of DNA-templated transcription. Gene Ontology annotation, molecular function: DNA-binding transcription factor activity. The transcript has a single exon.